Molecule: messenger RNA, 494 nt
Organism: Python bivittatus (Burmese python)
Lineage: Eukaryota; Metazoa; Chordata; Lepidosauria; Squamata; Pythonidae
Product: serine protease inhibitor Kazal-type 6-like
Molecular function (GO): protein binding
Source: RefSeq, a predicted model, not a curated record
ACAUCACCAAGGUAGCAGAGACAUGCAUAAAUACCCAGGUAACAGAUGAGGGUUUUGAGGGCUCACCUUCAGCAUCUACUGCUCAGAAGAUUGCUACCACAACCAAGCCCCACUAACACAAUCAUGAAGUGUGCAGGCUUUCUGCUGUUCACCCUGAUGGUGGCGUUCUUGUUUUCAGAUGUUGCUGCUAAAAUAAAAGAUCUAGACGAUUAUUGUCAGGGGUACCCAAGCGAUAUAUGCACCCUGGAGUACGAGCCUCACUGUGGUUCCAACGGCCACACUUAUGGCAACAGGUGUGGUUUCUGCAAUGCAUAUGUGAAAAUGGGUAAAAGCCUUCAGCUGCUGUAUAUGGGGAAAUGCAAGUGACGUGAAAAUGCAGAAGACUAAAGAACAUUUACUAUUAAAAAAAUGAAAUGUUUCAUACUUUGCUCAUAGCAUCUCUAUAGUAACAUUUAUUCUGCUUCUGCUCUGUUGCUCAAUAAAAAUUUGCAAUG